Messenger RNA from Musa acuminata AAA Group (dessert banana), 929 nucleotides. RefSeq lists its product as uncharacterized. The record is from RefSeq and is a predicted model, not a curated record. Bases 7 to 831 code for a protein of 274 amino acids. The transcript has a single exon. Gene Ontology annotation, biological process: defense response. Lineage: Eukaryota; Viridiplantae; Streptophyta; Magnoliopsida; Zingiberales; Musaceae.
CCCACCAUGAAGCCGGUGGACGGUGGUGCUCCCCACCGCCACCGCGACAGCCACAGCCAUUCGACAACACCGGAGGACACGCCCUUCCACCUCCUGGAGAUCACCAUCAUCUCCGCCCAGGAGCUCUACCCCGCCGUCCGGUGCUUGAAGACGUACGCGUCCGCGUGGGUGGACCCGGAGCACAAGCUGUACACCCGGGUGGACCGCGCCGGCCACGCAGACCCCACCUGGAACGACAAGCUCGUCUUCCGCGUCGACGACGCGUUCCUCCGCUCCGACAUGGCCGCCGUCACCGUCCACCUCCACGCCACCCGCGGUCGCUUCAGCCCCCUCCCGGACCACCUCCUCGGCACCGUCCGCGUCGUCCUCAGCGCCCUCGGCCCUGCCGCUGGCCCCCGUCGCUGCGUCGCCCUCCAAGUGCGACGCCCGUCCUCCCUCCGCCCCCACGGCAUCCUCAACCUCGGCGUCGCCAUCCUCGACUCCUUUGCGAAGAACAUGCCGCUGUAUUACGACCUCAACUCCAAGUCGGCCUUCGCCUACAAGGAUCUCAUCGGUGCAAAACGGGGGAAAUCCAACGGCCCGAGGUGGCCGUCCAUUGACUGCGACGGUUGGCAGCCGGAGAGGAACGGGUCGGUGGAAAUGGCGAGUGGCGUGGAAGAGCGGGAGAGGGAGGAGUUGAGGAGCAAGCUGGAGAUGUGGAAAGCCGAGGUGACGCCGGACCAUGAGGCGGACGACCGAUCGAACUGCAGGGAUAGCGAUAAGAGGAGGAGGAGGAGGGGGAGCAGCGGGCGGCUGUCUUGCUUCUCCUACACCGGCGAAGUGAUGGAUUGAUUAGUUUCCUUUCCGCUGGUUACCAUUGGUACUUUUUGUUGGUUGAAAUGAGCUUUCUAAGAAGCUCUAUGCUUCCAGCUGAGCUGAAGGGUCUGCAA